Molecule: messenger RNA, 6777 nt
Organism: Durio zibethinus
Lineage: Eukaryota; Viridiplantae; Streptophyta; Magnoliopsida; Malvales; Malvaceae
Product: Urb2/Npa2 family protein
Biological process (GO): ribosome biogenesis
Cellular component (GO): nucleolus
Source: RefSeq, a predicted model, not a curated record
AUGCGUUUGCCCGCACCCGUCAAUAGUCAAAACGCAGCGUAUCUAUACCGAAGCCAAAGCCCUACCAAAAAACCAUUCUGCAAAACCAUACUUUUUCUAAAUUUAAUUGAAGUAGACGCAAAUAAUGCUAAGCUCAUCUCCGCUCAACGAUUCAAAAAUGGUUGAUUUAUCCGCGCAAUCAUCAAAGAAAAAGAAGAGGAAGCUAAAAGCUUCCGAAGAGGAACCGAAUCUUAGAAAACGUCACCAUUCAGAUUCCUCGAAGAAGGGACCAAAAGAAGUUGAAGAAGGUGAAAGCUCCGCACAGAGAGAAGAACCGGAGCUGAAUACCACCGAAGAACGCCCAUGGAGAAAUUUACAGUUAAUUCUUUCCUUGCAAAACAAACGAAUCGACCUUCAAAAAAAGGUGGAGAUGGCUUUUGAUUUUGUUGAUUCAAGAGAGAAAGAAGGAAGGAACGAUGUGGAUGAAGAUAAUGAGACGGUGAAUUUAUCGCGAUUAAUUGUUUUUCUCAAUGAUUGGGUCCAGUCAUUAUUGGUUUCUCCUGAAAAGAAAGUUAAAGUCGAUGGAAUUGUUGAGACUUGUUUGGAUUUUCGAUGUUGGCGGGUUUUUGAAUUCUGUAUGAAGGAGUCUUUGAAAUUGCAUGUUUCUUUGAGUUUCUCGCGGAAUUUGUUAAGAGCAAUCGGUUAUAUUGCAAGAAAUGUUUUGUCUUUAGUUAGUGACUCAUCUUUGUCUUUGAAUGAAUCAGUUUUUGUAGGGGAAGGGUUUGAAUUGUAUGGUGUAGUACUUGAUUCUGUUUCCUUGUUGUUCUCAUUCCAAAGUGGCUUGUCAAAUGAAAAUAUAGAGUUAUGGGUUUCCAUUAUUGAUGUGGUGCUCCAACUUGUUCACAAAAUUUAUGCUGAGAACCUUGAUGGUGGCAAUAUAGGUGCAUUUGCGCUGCAAUUUUCAUGUGUGGUUCUUGAACCAUUUGCUAAGUUUUUAAAGAUCCACCCAACUCGGAAGAAUGGGUUUCGUGAUUUUGUGGAUAAACUUCUUGAGCCCCUGUUGCUUCUGCUAGAUGUCUUGUAUUUUCGGGUUAAUGAGAAUGAUUCUGGCUGGACAAAGAACGUGUUGAAGUUGGUUGAAGAAGUUUUAUCUCACGGGUUGUUUCAUCCAGCCCACAUCGAUGGAUUUUUGGGCUUGCACAGGGUGGAAAAGUAUGCUGGGUCACUUGAUGGCAAAGCAAAAGACUCAAAAGUGGUCAUUAAAAGUUAUCAUAGACAUUUAUUUGACAAACUGGAAAGCAUCAUAAAGGGGAAGGACAUAGUAUUGAGUGGCAUGGGGCAGUUAUUUCACUUGUUUGUUGAUCGAGUUAAAAAGCAAAAAGGAGCUUCAGGUACUGGGACUAUCGGAAAAAAUGGAGGUUCAAGGCACUUGGAAGAUGGCUCAUCAGGUCAUUUGUCCAUGGAUCCAUCUCGGAGUAGUAGUGCAUUUCCACAUAAUAAUUAUAGCUCUAGUAAUUUUAGUGCAGAAGCACGGAAGUCAUUAUUUGGUCUUUUUAUACAGCUUUUGGAGCCUCUCCUGCUCGAGAUGGAUGACUAUAUUCAAUCUAACCCGGCAGCAAGGUCCUCAUUGUGGGAUGUUCAUUGCACACUCAAAUCCAUUAAUAGUUUACUUGCCAGUUUUUUACAUGAAAAGGUAUAUGUAAGAACAGAAGAUAUCUCAGAAGGAGCUUGCCUUAAUUUCUUGAAGAAAGUUUAUGAUACAGUAGUUUCAUUUGCCGCCAAAUUAGUUGGCCCAUCAGAAUUAGAUACAGAUAGCAAGAAAUGGAGGGAGAUGUUUCCUGUAUUAGCCAAGGAGUUAUUUCUUGCUGUAGGAUACUUCUUGGAUAUUGAAUAUGAUGUUAUUGCGAAUGACUUAAUUAGCUUAUGGCUUAUGAUGCUUUCUUAUUUGACCAUUGGUCUCUCUUUUUUGGAUUCACAAGAUCAAGGCUUAUUGACUUGCCAGAUACUAGAUCUUGGGUGCCAGCUGGUUAAUCUUUAUAGUGCGCUUCGCCAGGUGAAUAAUUCUAUUUUUACACUGUGCAAAGCAGUGAGGCUUUUAAUGUCACACCACCAUGAAGGUGAAAUGAGCUGCACCAGAUAUUUUUCCUACACAACAUCCUUACCUGACCGAGCAACUGCAGCAUCAUUGGGAAUUCUUUUAUGCUCUCAAGAAUUUAAACUUGCUAUCCAUCAUGCUAUCAAAUCCAUACCGGAAGGGCAAGCAAUUGAACUUAUUCAGCAGUUAACAGCAGAUGUAUUAGAAUCAAUGGAAUGGAUGAAAAUCGGUUGCUCAAUAACCGAUGGAAAAGAUAUUGGAAGAUUGGAUGUAAGAGAUCAUGACAUGCUAAGUUUUCACAUCAAAGCUGAACUCUUGGGAAGAGUGUUAUCUGAAAUUUAUGUGAUAUUGCUAGAUGCUUUGACUGUCACAACCGGAAACUGUAGGCUACUUGGACCUUCUAUGAAGGAGCUAGUAAGUAUGAUUUCUCCGUGCAUUAGUAGUCUGGCUGGACAACACCCUGACGGUGUCAACAAGUUUCUAAUUUCUGUCAUGGGAAGGACUUCUGAGAAUAUGGUGGCUGAAAAUGAAAAAGAGAAGCAUGGGAUAUCCACACAAUGGAUCUUUGUUUUCCUCUUUAGACUGUACAUGUCUGGCCGAAGCUUGUACAGGCAAAUCAUUAGCCUUACACCUCCCAGCGCAUCACAGAAAUUGUCAUCAGAAAUGCGGGAUGCAUUCACAGCAUAUACUGGUAGGGAUUGGAUGGAGAAGUCAGAUUGGACUGAUGAGGGCUACUUUUCUUGGAUUACAAAUCCUUCACCAUCUCUUGUUGAUCUUAUACACCACAUUUCAAACGCUUACCUUGAAGACAAGAUUGAAGAUUGUUGUCCACUGAUUUAUGUACUGCAUAUUAUGGCUCUCCAAAGGCUAGUUGAUUUGAACAGGCAUAGAAGCUCUCUUGAGUAUUUAUUGCAGCAGAAUGAGAAGGUGAUGGAGGUUAAAAAGCUUGAUAAUGCUGACUUGUCACCAUAUAGUAAAAAAGACAGAAAGUUGAAAAGAUGUGUCAUAGUUUUGGAGCAAGAGGCAGUGGAACUUACUGAUUUCAUGCUGGGAUACCUUUCAUUAGUGGCUAAUAAUCACUCAUCAGUCUUCUUUUCUGAUGACACAUCUUGUGAAAAAAUGGCACCUUUCGAAGUGCAUGAAAGCUAUGAAUGGGAUUUUGGCAUUUGUUCUCUGAACAUGAAGUCAUUGUCCAUUGCAAUUUGGUGGAUUAUUUGCCAAAAUAUUGAUAUUUGGUGCAUUUACGCUGCUGCUAAGAAGUUAAAAAAGAAGUGUAAAAUGUUCCUCACUCUUUUAAUCCAGACUUCCCCUCCCUGUUUAUCAAACGGCUUUUUGCAGGUUGAAAAGCAUAAAAACGACAAUUGUCAGCUGAAGAAAAUUACUCUUUGUCAGAUUUCACAAGGGCUUCUAAAAGAUUCAACUCUCUAUGAACAUAAAUUUGUUCGCAGGAAUUUGGCAUCGAGGUUUUGUCAUGCAUUGGAGAAUUUGGUCCUAUUGUUGUUUAGUGAUUCAUUAGUUAGUGACAGGAAUUUUAAUUCAUUACCUGUUUGGCCAGAGGUUUUAAGCACCCUUGAUAACUCAUCUGCAGUUGUUUCUGGCAGAAGACGUCUUAAGCAUGAUUCAGCUACAAGAUCAAUUUCAAAUUCAUCCAACAGGCUAUCUUCAAAUUUUUCCAUGAAACAGAAAGCAUUUACUUUCACUAAUGUGAAAUUUAAAGAUUGUAAGAGUUUACUUAAUCGUCUGUGUUGGAUGCCAAAAGAAUAUUUGAGUUCGAAAUCACUCUCCAAGCUAGCAACUUGUGUCCUCAACCUUGAAUGCAUUGUAGUUGCAGAGCUUUUAGACUUUCAAGGUGCACUGUCCUCAUAUUGUUUCUAUGAGCUUUUCCAAUUGUUUGUUGCUUGUCGGAGGACAUUGAAACAUAUAAUUAUGACAUCUUGUGAGGAUAAGAUUGAAGCUAGUCUGUCUUCACUACUUUCAGUUGCUGAGGAUACAUAUUUUGUCGCAUGGCUUUUGAAGUCAGUAUCUGCAGUGAUUGGACUCUUAGACACAAUGUCGGGAGAUUGUAUGCCUGAAUCAAAACUUAAGAAAUCCUCCUUGAUGGAUCACACAUCCUAUGUUUUCUUUGCAAUAAGCAAAUAUCAAUUUGGUCAGGCUGUUCAUUUCAUUGGAAAUUCUGAGCAACCUUAUUCUGGUGUUGGUAGCAAACAAAGUAUUUUAAAUGAACCUGGUUUGCACUUUGAUUACUUGAAAGAUAGCGAAGCCUUGAGAAGUUUGUCUAUUAUUGCUGAGAGUUUGAAGGAACAGGCGGAAAGCUUACUCGUUCCUCUGAAGGGAGCCCUUGAUGACAGAAAAGUAGGAAUUGAGAAUAAAGUUGUAAACAUUAGUAAAAUGUCUUUCACAGUUUCUUGCUUUGGUGGGUUUUUAUGGGGCCUAGCAUCUGCUUUAAAUCAGAAAGGUGAAAAGAGUGGUAAGCUGAAGGCAAAAUUGUUACGGUGGAAAUGUGAGCCUCUCUCCAAACUAAAUCUCUGCAUAAACGUCUUUGUAGAUUUUAUUAAUGAUCUCUUACGCACGUUUCUUGAGAAUGAUCAGCAACCCAAAAACGAUUAUGAUGCUGAAAGUUCUCAAAAGUUGGAUUGCAGCAGGGAUUCACAGGUUGUUGAUUUUGAUUUAGUUGAGCUUCAUUGUCUAAAUAAGCAUUUGUUGCAGGGGUUGCUGAAGGGUGAUCAUCCUGACAGGGCAAUUUUACUUAGGCAGCUAUUAAUUUCUUAUUCUGCUUUUCCGAGGCUAAAUUUGCAUGUUGAUGGUGCUUCCUUGUCCUCAGGCAUGGCACCUCUCAUUAUUGGCAUUUCACAAGUCUUGUUAUUGGAGUUGUCAAACUUGAGUGAAAUCCCACCGCCAUUUACUUUUGUUUGGUUAGACGGUGCUGUUAAGUAUUUGGAAGAGCUAGGGAGUCGCUUUCCAUUGACUGAUUCUACCUUGAAUCGAAAUGCAUAUGCCAAGCUAAUGGAGUUGCAUUUAAGGGCCAUAGGAAAAUGCAUAUCUUUACAAGGAAAAAGAGCAACUUUGGAAUCUCAUGAAAGAGAAUCAAGCACUAAGAUACUCCAUGGUGAUACAGGUUUGCCUGAGUCAUUUCUUUCUCAUGGCUCACAUUGCUUAGAUGAAUUCAAAGCUAGGUUGAGGAUGUCAUUCAAAGUGUUUAUUCGGAAUCCAUCAGAGUUGCAACUGUUGUCAGCAAUACAGGCUAUAGAGAGAGCAUUAGUAGGAGUACAAGGUCACCCAAUGAUCUAUGAAAUAAACACUGGGAGCGCUGAUGGUGGCAUGGUUUCCUCAACUGUUGCAGCGGGCAUUGACUGUUUGGAUUUAAUUCUGGAGUAUGGUUCAGGUCGCAAAUGUUUGAGUGUGGUUAAAAGACAUAUUCAAAGCUUAGUUGCAGCUCUAUUCAAUAUAAUCCUUCACUUGCAGAGUCCAUUAAUAUUCUAUGGAAAAUUUGUGAGUAGUGAAGGUGACAGAAAUCCAGAUCCGGGAUCGGUUGUUCUUAUGUGUGUUGAGGAAUUGACCAGAGUUUUAGGAAAACAUGCUCUGUUUCGAAUGGAUCCCUGGCACAUAGGGCAGUCUUUACGUAUCCCUGGAUCACUUUUUCAAGAUUUCCGUCAACUAAGGCUUUCUGAAGCACCAGUAUUGAGUAACUCCUUGUUUUUGGAUAAAGAAAACCACGAUUCCAUUGCAAGCAUGAAAGAUUGUGCCGUGGACCGACAGUUUUCUGUAAACCUCUUUGCUGCUUGCUGCAGGUUGUUGUGUACUGUUCUGAAACAUCACAAGAGUGAAUGUGAACGGUGCAUUGCGGUGCUUGAAGAAUCUGUUUCCCUUCUUCUUCAUUGUUUGGAGUCGGUGGAUGCUGAUCUAAUGGUCCGAAAAGGUUAUUUUUCAUGGGAAAUACAAGAGGGAGUAACAUGUGCUUGCUUUCUUCGAAGAAUCUACGAAGAGAUAAGGCAGCAGAAAGAUGUAUUUGGAGGGCACUGUUAUAAGUUCUUAUCAACCUACAUAUGGGUUUAUUCUGGAUUUGGUCCCCUUAAAACUGGCAUCAGAAGGGAGAUAGAUGAAGCUCUAAAACCAGGUGUAUAUGCUUUAAUAGAUGCUUGCUCAGCUAAUGAUCUUCAAUAUCUUCAUACUGUAUUUGGAGAGGGUCCUUGCAGGAAUACUUUGGCCAGUUUGCAAAGUGAUUACAAACUGAAUUUCCAGUUUGAGGGGAAAGUCUGAUCUCAGCCAUUUCCUCUGUCAGGAUAUAUUGGCAAGUCAAUCAAAAUUGUUCUCCAACUCUUCCUAACAAACUAAGAAAUAAACUUAAGAGAGGUUCAUGUUAUUGUACAGUUUUUGCGAUACCUGGCAAGCUUGGUGAUGGCAUUUGGUCCAAAUAUAUUAUUGCCAGCUGCAACAAGUUUCCCUUCAGCCCCUGGCACCAGAUUUGGAUGAUGAUCACCCAAAUUAUAACUUGUACUAAUUAUUUUCUUAAGAGCUUUCUAGUGUAUAGUUUCUGGAAUGUUGUUAAAUGCCACAAUAUAUUUUUUGUAAAUUAUUUCUUAUAAUUAUGAGGUUAAUAUUUUUAUUUUUUUUGUGGUGAAUUUAAAGGGGCUGGUUGAACCGAUUGUCAAGUGUCACCCUAACUCAUCGAGGUUUGGAUUUUAUCGCAUUUUCAAUGUAGUGUA